GGUUGUGUUGUGGUGACUGGCCGCUAUCUUCUUGGGUACAUAUGAAAUUCUUUCUAGCUUUGUUUUCAGGCUAAAAUAACUACUACCAGCUACUGGGAUAAAAGCUGUGAUUUUUAUUCAUAAAAUGCUGCUAACUUGAAAGGAAAAGAAAACAAAGGAAAAGCAGUAUUUUACAUUACUGAGAGUGGUAGAUCACCACAUUCAAAUAGAAAAUGCAUCGAAUUGCAAUAUCAAGAAGGUCCUGGCCGUGUAGCUGCUCCUGUAAUUUGCAAAACUUAAAUCUCUCUUUGCAAAAUACAGUUGUGAGGUAUGGCACUUUCUCAAGACAGCAAUUUCUUGUAAGCAACUCUUACUUAGUCAUUAAUCCCACAUGGAAAGGCACUGAGCUCAAUGGGACAAACGUGCGUUGUAUGUCUACCUCUGGACAGCCUCCUGAUUCACAAGAUCCAAAGAAAGAUGUACGCAGCUCAGAUGCCAAUGUGGUGAGAAAGGAAGAUGCAGAUAACAACAAAUUUAAGUUUGAGAAAGUUUUCAGCCUCAUCUAUGAAAAGGGAAAUCAAUUUCAAUCAUAUGGAGACAAUUUAAAACAGAAGAUGGAAACAAACAAGGCCUUAUUGAUGUCAAAAAUAGAAAGAAAGGAGGGAGAAAAAUGGAAAGAUACAUUUAACCGCUGGUAUGAGAAUUAUCAAGAUUUCGUUGGAAUUACUGAUCUUAAAAAAGCUCAGGUCAAAGUCACUGAGUUAUCAGAGAAUCUACUGGAGACACAGAGCAAAAGAAGGGAAUUUCAAGUUGAAAUAGAGAAACUUCAGGAGAACCUCAUCAUCAAUCAGCAACGUAUUACUAAGACGGAGCUCUAUUCAGAUGAGCAUUACACACUGUUUGACGAGGCAAGAGAGAUGAAUGUAAAAUUGAAGACACUACGUGGGGAAUUUCAAAUAUGUGAGCGUUUGGAACGAGAUACCUUCAGCCAGCUUUCAGCUGCUAUCCGUGACUGUCAUGAAAGAGAACGGUUUCAGGCAGAACAGAGCAAAUAUUGGUCAAUUAUUGCAUCAUUGGUGUCAGCAGCUCUUGCAUCGAUCAUCACAUCCAUCAAUAACUGGGUGAGAAUCCGAGAAGUGAAGGAGCAUGUGACCACCAACAGCAAGCAAUUGAUGGCUGGGUAUGCUCAGAUGCAUAGUGAUGUUAUAAAUAGCAUCUCAGAAAAACUGAGUACUACUAGUAUGUUAGCCAAUGGUAGUACUCAACCCAAGACAGUAGAUUCUCAUGUAUCCCAAAAGGCAUUUAAAGAUGAACUGGCUCUUUUAACAAAUUCAGUGGGCAGUGCUAAAAAAGACAUAGAUAAGUUGAUAAAAGCUGUAGGGUCACUGAAAAAGAGCAUGUCUGAAUUAAUUAAAGCUGAAGAAAAAACCAUUACAGGUAAUGUUGCCUCUCUUUUGCAUGAAGAAAGGAGGCUUCUUUCCAAACAGAUAAACUCUCAGUUAGAGUCAGUAUUUGCUAAGGUAUUUCUGUCAUCAGAAAAUAAUGGAGGGGAAUCACUGUUACUAGAUGAAGAGCCCGCAAAGUCCUUUCAUGGAAAAUCAGAAAUAUAUGUUGUUGAGUAUAGCUACUAUCAGAUUUUUACAUUUAUGGCAGUUGGAGCAGGUAUAGGGAUGUCAUUUGCAGCUAUUCUGUCAAAAUUGUUUUCAAACGGUUAACCUUGAUGUUAUUCUUUAUGCUGCAGGUUAUGUGUAAGUGUCAUUAAAUAGUAAUAUAAGUAACAGGUGAUAUGAUAGCCACUCACUGUUAUGCCAGCUCGGUAACUGUUAGCAGCAACUUUUUAUAAAAUUCCAGGUGGAUUUUAUGUGAUAUCUAGAUUGUGUAGGGAUGGGAAUUUUAUCAGUGAAUUAUGCCCCGUGUCUUGUAAGUGUAUGAGUGUAGGAGUAAGCAUGAGGUGUGGGCUUAUAUUUAUGCUUGUAAGCAUAUGCAUGUAUGAUAUAAUGUGUAUAUAUUGAAUACAUACAUAUAGAACAAUGUGUUUCUGUAUUACUCUUUAAUAAUUUCUCAGAAAGUAAUGCAUUUAUAUUUCUAUAAGCAGUUAGUCUAGUCACUAUAUUACUCUGAGUCAUCAGAUAAAACAAAAUUAAAUAUAAGUUGGUGAUAUCCUCCAUCCAGUUAUAUUGAUUUGUCAGCCUUUACUGUUAAAGUAGAAAAGUAUGACUUGUGGUAAUGGUGACUAAGUAUAUAGAUGUCCAGUGCAUGAAAGGUAAGUCAGGCAAAGAUUUACAUGAUAUUAAUGAUGAUGAAAUUAUAUUGUGCAAUUUACAGUAGACUUAGCAAGAUGAUUAUUAUUAAGUUAUAGAUAAUACAUGUUUUUUGGAUGUCAUCUCAUGUAGACUUUUAUAAAAAGAAAUCUUGUAUUACUUUUUUAUAUAUACAUGUUUAAUUCCUUAUGUAAUGGGAAAUAAAUAUAUAUUCAGUGGC
Penaeus vannamei (Pacific white shrimp) is the source of this 2460-nucleotide messenger RNA. RefSeq names its product hyaluronan mediated motility receptor. The record is from RefSeq and is a predicted model, not a curated record. Lineage: Eukaryota; Metazoa; Arthropoda; Malacostraca; Decapoda; Penaeidae.